Strongylocentrotus purpuratus (purple sea urchin) is the source of this 2107-nucleotide messenger RNA. RefSeq lists its product as uncharacterized. The record is from RefSeq and is a predicted model, not a curated record. The coding region runs from base 270 to 1478 and encodes 402 amino acids. The transcript is spliced from 7 exons. NCBI's taxonomy places the organism in Eukaryota, Metazoa, Echinodermata, Echinoidea, Camarodonta, Strongylocentrotidae. Gene Ontology annotation, molecular function: protein binding.
ACUGGUAUAAAACAGAAACCACUUCGUGAAUUACCAUAGCAAUCGGUACGUCGUGAUCAGUCAGGAGUAAGAGCUAAACCUCCACUGACAGUUUUGGUUGAAAUUGUCCAUUUCUGCUGAAGAGGAGUUGGGCAUCGGAAACAACAACUGUAACAUCAAUCAGACAUCUUUGGAAAAGCUUUAUCACUUUGCAUUCCGACUCCACGAUCUGGGUUGAAGAGGAACUGCAGCCUCAAAAGAAAAGAUCGAUCGAAGUAACUUCUGACAUCAUGUCGUCGACGACAUCAUGGAGACACCUGUUCUUCGCAGCCGUGGUCAUGUCCAUGGUCAUGGAGGGCCGGACCGACCCCGUGGCUAUACUUACUAAUCGUUUAAAUAACUUCGAGCGGAGUAUGAGGACCAUGUCCAACAUGAUGCUGGGCAGAAUCAUGAAUCUGGAAAAUCAAAAUAGGGCACAGACCAGGACCCUCACCACAUUGUCUGGAGACACGAAUGAGAGGAUGGACGAACUGUCUCGAACCAACGCCGAGCUCCGCCAGCAGAACGCAGAUCUUCAGACAAUGCUGGGUACCUUUGAGAGGUUCUUUGGGUCGCUCCUGGUUGAUAACCCGGAUGCCUUUGACCAAUCAAGAGGUGCUGUGGAACGUAUAGACAGCCUCAAUGCCUUCCUCGGCAACAGAGCAGCCAUCCUUGCAGGAUUGCGACCUGACCCGGCAACAGUUCCAACCAAUGACACAGUUGACCAGGAAGAACUUGGUCGAGUCUUGACCCAGCUGUCGUCGGUGAACAGUAACCUGGAACAGAAGGUCAGCAAGCUGGAAAGACGGGUGGACAACGGGGCGGAGGCCGCAGGAGACAGGAGCUUGACCGGUGGAACCAAUGACAUCUUUACCCUGGAUCACUGCAGGGAUGGUUUAGUAACUCUAGAGGCAACUGUCAACGCGCUCACAACUACGCAACUCGACAAGGACAAUGCCGACCGCCUUGCUGGGUCACGUGAUGUUAUCUCAGCAGGAGACCGCGCCAUCCUGGAGGGGUCUGUGUAUGGAUCUGCCAGGGGUGUCAACAGCGUCCGCAAGUCUGUGUUCUCUGUGGCCAGUACACGCCCUCUGCUUGGCAGCACCGAAGCUACGACCGUCCCCUUUGAUUACGUUUUCGUCAAUAAAGGCGAUCACUGGAACGGCACAAACCAGAAUUUCGUCUGCGGCAUCACCGGUAUCUAUUGGUUCCACUUUUCACUGCGAUCGUACGAUGGUCACUACAUGGGAGUGACGAUGAUGAAGAACGACGAGGUGGUCACGGCUAUGUACACGGAGAAGAGCGCCCGCAACGUUAUGGAGAGCCAAGGUGUGGUGCUCCCACUCGAGAUCGGGGACAAGGUCUACCUCCGACUGGGACCGUCCACGGAGUUCGCCGUCCACUCCGACGCCUACAAGUACGCGACCUUUUCAGGGUUCCUGGUCUAUAAAGGUCGCUGAAGAAGAAAAAAGUGCUGUCGCUUCAUAAUCAACAUGUGUUAUAGCGGAGCCGAAAAUAUGGCCCCCAAAGUUGCAUUCUUUCAAGAGGAUUUUAUACAAAAUGUGACAUCCAUUUUUGUAAAAACAGUUACAAAGUAGGCUCUAAUUUAAGCUUAUAUGGGUCGUUUCGAGUUAGCAUUCAUGAGAGAUACCGUACUAUGCAAAAACAGGUACAUAUGCAUUCAAAUAAUUGCGAACAUUGGGAAAAUAUGACCUUAUUUGGUGAAAUUUCUUCGUCUUAAAUUAUUUAUUCUUACUCAAAACGUAUAUCACCACGGUCAUGAGUUUACAAAGGCUACCAGUGGGAUGACCGUGAGGCCCGUUCUGUGUGAUAAUUUCAUACAUUUAACAUAAUGUUAAAGGUUUUCAACGAAUCCGUGUCAUUGGUGAGAUGUGAGAUUCUUGACGCGAUUUAAGGACAGUCACAGAGAUUUAUGAAAUGUGUGUACUUAUUACUGAAUUGCUUCAGAAUUUAUCUAUAUUGGUCAAAUCCAAGUGCCUUAUAAGCUCGCUGAAUGUAUACAUGUAUAAUAUUUUCUUUAUUACAUUCCAAAGUGAGCAUAAUCCUAUAUGAUUAGUGAUUUAUUAAA